AUGUUACGCUGGUACCAGAGCAAGUUGGCCAGGCGGCCCAUCCUCACUGCGAGCGUCACCAGUGCCGUGCUGUUUGGCAGCGGUGAUGUCCUUGCCCAGCAGGCCGUCGAUCGUCGCGGUCUCCAGAAGCACGACUUUGCCCGCACCGGGCGCAUGGCUCUCUAUGGUGGAGCUGUCUUCGGUCCCGUCGCCACUGCCUGGUUCGGCAUCCUCCAGCGUCACGUCGUCCUCAAGAACAACUUCAGUACCACCGUCGCCCGCGUGGGUUGCGACCAAUUCCUCUUCGCACCUGUACAGUUGACUUGCUUCCUUUCCUCGAUGGCAAUUAUGGAGGGUGUUUCCCCGGCGGAGAAGUGGAUACACUCCUUCUGGCCUGCGUACAAGGCCAAUAUGUUGGUCUGGCCGUGGGUUCAGGGCGCCAACUUUGCCUUUGUGCCUUUGGAGCUACGGGUUCUGGUGGUCAAUGUGGUCAGCUUGGAAUCUCGUGCCGACUCGACUAAAGCUCCGACGAGUCCUCCCUUCGACUCUUUGUGCGCACCGACGGCGCCUUCCCGGGCCGAAAAUCUUCCCCUCCGAGCACGCCGCCUUUCCAACCUCACCCUUCCACCUUCACCUCCACCCCUCAAUCCAACCACAAUGGCUGCCGUGGCAGAGAACGGUCACGCGGUGACCGACGAGAAUGCCGCCCCCGCGGUCGCCUCCUCCACUGAGGAGAUCACCGUUUUCCACGACCCCGAGAACUUCAACGUCAAACACCCGCUCAUGCACGAGUGGACGCUGUGGUUUACCAAGCCUCCCAGCGGCAAGGGCGACAACUGGAACGACCUGUUGAAGGAGGUUGUCACAUUCAGCUCCGUCGAAGAAUUCUGGGGCAUCUACAACAACAUCUGCCCUACUUCCGAGCUCGGCCUCAAGGCUGACUACCACCUGUUCAAGAAGGGCGUACGACCGGAGUGGGAAGACCCGCAGAACAAGCACGGUGGCAAGUGGUCGUACCAGUUCAAGGACAAGCGCUCAGUUCCCAUCGACGACCUCUGGCUGCACGCACAGCUGGCCGCGAUUGGCGAGACCCUCGAGGGCGACGAAGACAACGAGGUCAUGGGCGUGGUGGUCAACGUGCGCAAGGGCUUCUACCGUGUCGGUCUGUGGACUCGCACUGUCGGCAAGAGCAUUCCCGGUGACAAGAGCACCCGCACACCCGCGCAGGGCAAGGACGUUCUCGAGGCGAUCGGCCGGCGGUUCAAGGAUGUCCUCCGUCUCAAGGAGGCCGAUGUGGUGGAAUUCUCGGGCCACACCGACAGCGCGCACAGUGGUAGCACCCGUGCCAAGGCCAAGUACACAGUCUAG
Penicillium argentinense is the source of this 1347-nucleotide messenger RNA. RefSeq names its product Eukaryotic translation initiation factor 4E-1. Gene Ontology annotation, cellular component: cytoplasm; membrane; eukaryotic translation initiation factor 4F complex. The transcript has 7 exons. NCBI's taxonomy places the organism in Eukaryota, Fungi, Ascomycota, Eurotiomycetes, Eurotiales, Aspergillaceae. The record is from RefSeq and is a predicted model, not a curated record. Gene Ontology annotation, biological process: translational initiation. Gene Ontology annotation, molecular function: translation initiation factor activity; RNA 7-methylguanosine cap binding. Bases 1 to 1347 code for a protein of 448 amino acids.